UCUCCGCAUCGAGCUUGCGUGUCAAGUCCUGACUGACGGCGGUUUUCAUGUGAGUGCACACGUGAAACUAGGGACUGCCACUGAAAAUGAAUCCAUCAACAUUCUUCUAGGAACGCCCGGAGAAGACGAAAAGACCAGGAGAGUUAUGGCUGGAAAUACUUCGUGCGUUAAGGUGCCAGAGGUGCGUGAGGAUUCUUGUGCAUGCCGAAACUACAACCUCACAACUACUGAACCAUUAGUCGAUUUGCCACCCAAGCUACCAGAUAUUACCAAGUUCGACUUCACGAAAUGCAUGCCGGGGUGGACCUGUGACCCGGUGAUUCCGCAUUGCGCACCAUGCCCUCCGAAUGAAACCACUACCGGAGCGCCACUGACUACUAUUGGAACGCAACAGACCGCUACUAGAACGCCACAUAUUGCUACUGGAACACCACAGACCGCAACUAGAACUCCACAUAUUGCUACUGGAACACCACAGAUUGCUACUGGAACACCACAGACCGCUACUAGAACUCCACAUAUUGCUACUGGAACGCCACAGAUUGCUACUGGAUCGACACAGACACCUGUCACCGUAAAUGUGACCAUCCAGCCACGCUGCACCACAGCGGGCUGUCCUUGGUUAUUGCUUCUGCCUCUGUUGCUGAUCUUCCUGAUCGCAGCCAUCGUGUACCGAAUUUGGCAACUUUACCACCACAAGGAAAACAGCAUUGCCGAAUCUUCCAACGACCCGCCAACUUCACCAAUAUGUAAUUACAAAAUCCGUUUCGAUGAAAAGGCCAGUGAACCACACAAAGAUCCAGCCGAAUUACCUGCACUCGCCCAUAAUAACCCAGUAUACGAAAAUGUGAACGAGGCUGAGCUGGCUGAUCCUAUGGAGGAAGUGCUCCCGACUAGUCGUGAGGGAGUCGGCGCAACCACCAAAGAUGAAUCUAUAUGGACUUGGAGCGCGACCAAAGAGGCCUUCAAACUCGAGUUCGAGGUUGACCAAAACGAUGAGCCACCUGAGGAAAAGACUAAAGAUAAGAGUAGUAAAAGACGCCGUAAAAAGGUCACUAGCACGAAGGGGGAUGCUGCAAAAUAGGCGGAACCAUAUUUUUAAAAAGUGACCUUUAAAAAGAUACAAUGUGAGUUAAUCGACUAGGUUCUCAUUUACUAUUCGUUCAAUUAAUGUUUGUAUACUGUUUGUUUUCCGUUUUUUCUAAACAAAAAAUUAAUGCAUUUGGACCGUUGGAAAGACAACGUCAAAAUCGGUUUAUUUUAAUUUCUUCUUUCACCACAAAAAAAGUUGCCUUUAAAAAGAUAACAAUAUGAGUUAAUAAUCGAUUGUGUUCUCAUUUACUGAUCCAUCCAUUAUAUAUACGUCAUCAUUUACUAAUCCUUCAAUUAUUUACUUUCCAUAGGUUUACAGAAAACUUCUGCAGACUACAUUUUUGCACUUUAGUGUUGGUACAUGUAGGUUUUGAUAACACAAAUGUUGAAAUUAUGAAAAACUGGAGGCCGUUUUAUGUGGUUUGAGCGAUACAAUUUCACAUUGUCGAAAAGGAGGUGAAAAUAAAUGUGCAGUAGUGCUAUCCUACAAGACACAUUUUUAUUUUAAUUUAACAAUAAUGUCGCUUACCUUGAGUAAAAUUGUACCAACGUUUUGGAGGACUUUGCCCAACGGUGAAGCCAUUGAUAUUUACACCUAAGAAGGGCGAAACCAUUAAUGAAUACUUGUUCAUUUUGUAGAAAGUUAGACGAGGUCAUAGCCAUUCUGUUUCCGGCUCAAUAAGCUGCACCUUUCUUGGUAUAUAAGAUCCUUAAAACUGACGAGAUUCAUAUCAAUUUAUUAUGCGUCAUUGUAUAUAGCAUGCAUGGGGACGCCCAUUAAUUUCAUUUUUUUCAAGUAUUUUUCACUUUAAUUCUCAUUCAAUUCGCCAAACCUCUCAUGUGCUUUAUGCCGCGUGUUCAAACAAUCCGAAACUUGGAUUUUACUUUAUCCUUACGUAGACACUUAACCCAUUUAAAGGUAAUAUUUUAAACCAAUCCAAUUAGUAUUUCAGCUCUUCAUGUAUACUUUGCUAUUUCUUUUCAUACACUGUGCUUGACUAUAUGUUUUUCCAUUUUGCAUCCGUAUUGGUUUUUACAAUCAUGUAAUUCGUUUAUUAUUCUUUUAUAAUAAACAUAGGCCUACACCCUUACUUGUGUUUUAGCUCUGAUCUCCUUCAAUCCGGAAAGAGGCUAAAAUUGCCCCUUUUCGACCAGAUCAUUGCUAAAUGAAUAAAUGUUGAUUAUAUUAUCUUUAAGAGAUUAAAAGUAUUGUGCACGUUUUUUUUUUUCUCGGCCAAUCUACUUAGCUGAAACUUAAACAGGUUACUUGUUAUUCAAUCUUCUUAUACGCUUUUGAGCAAUAUUGUUGCUUCAACUCAUAACGAGCGUAAGUUUGCACACCACAAGUCGGCAAAAACUGAGAUUUAGAACCACCUGUAUACAAUAAGGAAAGCUGGCUUUCAUAAAAUUCAUUCCUUUGCCGUGUUUGGACCAGAGUUUCUGAGUAACUUGCUUUCUAAUUGGCUGUAAUUGGCCUUGUGUGACGCGUUAUUGCCAGUUAACCUAAAGAAAAGCCCCCCCUACAAACCAUUAUGCCACAAGCCUACUGCACAAAUUUAAGCUUUACAUAAUGUAUUUGCGCACUGCGUCAUAGUUUCACAUCUCGCUACUUACUGCAAUUUUAUCCAGGAUAGGAGUGGUAUCGCGUUCUGCGGAAGUGUAAGAAACAAUAUGUGUGUAUCUUUAAUGUUUGUAUUAUGUACCACACAGACAACGUGUACGCUGCAUCGAGUAGACACGACUUGAAAUACGUAUGUAUGGUAUUUUUUGUUGGGUCAGUUAUUUUCUUAUUUCUAUGCGUAAAAUAAAAUCGUGCACUUUUGUUAUGAACAAAAUA
This is a messenger RNA of Patiria miniata (bat star), 2929 nucleotides long. RefSeq lists its product as uncharacterized. Lineage: Eukaryota; Metazoa; Echinodermata; Asteroidea; Valvatida; Asterinidae. The transcript has 5 exons. The coding region runs from base 146 to 1084 and encodes 312 amino acids. The record is from RefSeq and is a predicted model, not a curated record.